GUUAACAAGGAAAAAUUGUAGUGUGGAUAGCCGGGUAAACAGUACUCGGAUAUAUCAUAUAGACGGACAGAUAACUGUAACAGUUUAAUUGUUGUAUAAUUAACAUGACCAGUGAGUGUGGGUAUAAAAUGAAAAGUCCCAAUUUAAAUGACUGAAAGAAAGCAAUCAUUGCACCAGUUUAUAAGAAAAGUCCAAAAGCCAAGUUGCUUGAAGAGGAACAUAGACUACAUUAAGAAGGACCAAACAGACACAACCAUGAAGAUAAAUGUUGAUGGACUUUUAGUUUACUUCCCUUAUGACUACAUAUACCCGGAACAGUUCAUGUAUAUGAUGGAACUGAAAAAGACGCUCGAUGCCAAAGGUCACUGUGUCCUUGAGAUGCCGUCUGGUACGGGGAAAACUGUGUCACUGCUGUCACUGGUCGUUGCUUACAUUAAGGGUAACCCUGAUGAAGUUAACAAAAUGAUAUACUGCUCAAGAACAAUCCCGGAGUUAGAAAAGGUUGUAGAAGAAUUGAAGAAUCUGAUGGAAUAUUAUGAAAAGGAAACUGGUGAAAAACAGACCAUAUUAGGAUUAGCUUUAUCCUCAAGAAAAAAUCUGUGUAUACAUCCACGAGCAUCACAAGGAGGGGAGGGAACUUCUGUUGAUGCCGAAUGUCAGAAAAUGACAGUGUCAUAUGUGAGAAAGAAACAUGAACGAGAUGAUUCUAUCGAGGUAUGUGACUUCUUUGAAAAGUGGGAAAAGAAUGGUAAGGGGACUAUGUUACCACAAGGAAUAUACGGCUUGGAUGAGUUGAAAGAGUAUGGUGCAAAGAAAGGCUGGUGUCCUUAUUUCCUGGCUAGGAAUGCAAUAAUGCAGGCAGAUGUUGUUGUGUAUAGUUAUUACUACCUCCUGGAUCCGAAGAUAGCAGACAUUGUUUCUAAAGAACUUUCUAAAAAGUCUUGCGUUGUGUUUGACGAGGCACACAAUAUCGACAAUGUGUGUAUUGAAUCAAUGAGUGUACAAAUUACCAAGAAGACGUUAGACAGAUGCCAGAACAACAUGGACACUCUCACACGUCACAUUAACAGGAUUAAAGAGUCCGACACUGAGAAAUUAAAGGAGGAGUAUAAAAGAUUGGUUGAGGGGUUGAAGGAAACCAAUCUAAAUAGAGAAACAGAUGUUGUUCUGGCCAAUCCAGUUAUUCCUGAUGAGAUUCUGCAAGAAGCUGUACCGGGAAAUAUUAGAAAUGCUGAACAUUUCAUUUCUUUUCUAAAGAGAUUUUGUGAGUACUUGAAAACCCGGUUAAGAGUUCAGCAUGUUGUCUCAGAAACUCCGCCUUCUUUUCUUAAAGAUUGCUCACAGAAAGUCUGCAUUGAACGAAAGCCUUUGAGGUUCUGUUCGGAAAGACUGGCAUCUUUAUUACGGACUUUAGAAUUGGCAGAUGUGUCUGAUUUCAAAGCAUUGACGUUGAUUUCACACUUCGCGACACUGGUCAGCACAUACGCAAAAGGUUUCGUUCUCAUCUUUGAGCCUUUUGAUGACAGAACACCAACAAUCUCGAAUCCGAUCCUGAACUUCAGUUGUUUGGAUGCAUCUAUAGCAGUAAAGCCUAUAUUUGACAGGUUUCAGUCAGUCGUCAUCACAUCAGGAACUCUUUCACCAUUAGACAUGUACCCAAAAAUCCUUGAUUUCCGCCCAGUCAACAUGGCUUUGUUCACGAUGACCCUGGCACGGACUUGUAUAUGCCCUAUGAUCAUCAGCAAGGGAAAUGACCAGGUUGCAAUGAGUUCCAAGUUUGAAUCCAGAGAAGAUCCAGCAGUGAUACGUAACUAUGGCAACCUGCUUGUUGAAAUGUGUGGUGUUGUUCCCGAUGGUCUGGUGUGUUUCUUCACAAGUUACAUUUACAUGGAGUCGACUGUGGCAUCAUGGUACGAGCAGGGAAUAAUUGAUCAGAUACAGAAACAGAAGUUGCUAUUUAUAGAAACUCAGGAUGCAGCGGAGACAACUUUGGCUCUUCUCAACUACCAGAAGGCUUGUGAAAAUGGCCGGGGUGCGGUGUUACUGUCUGUUGCAAGAGGAAAAGUCUCGGAAGGUGUGGACUUUGAUCACCAUCUGGGACGAGCUGUUAUCAUGUUUGGAGUACCUUAUGUCUACACACAGAGCCGCAUCCUGAAGGCACGUCUUGAAUAUUUGAGGGAAGCUUUCCAGAUACGAGAAAAUGACUUUCUGACAUUUGACGCGAUGAGGCAUGCUGCACAAUGUGUCGGAAGGUGUCUUCGAGGGAAAACUGACUAUGGUAUUAUGUUGUUUGCUGACAAGAGAUUUGCACGUGCUGACAAGCGGGGUAAGCUGCCGAAAUGGAUCCAGGAACACCUGAAGGACAGUCUGUGUAACCUGUCCACUGACGAGGGUGUACAGGUAGCCAAGCGGUUCCUGAGACAGAUGGCACAGCCGUUCAGCAGGGAGGAUCAGCUUGGUCUGUCACUGCUUACGCUAGAACAGCUACAGUCCGAGGACAUGAAGAAGAAAAUAGAAUCUAGAAUGCAGUAUGUCUGAACUAGUCAAUGGACAGUAUAAAAAUACACCUGAAAAUAGUAGACCUGAUUUUAUGGGACUGUGCAGGUUUAAGCAAUUGCUUAAGGGACUAAGCAGCAGUGAAAAUAGCUGUAAUAAUAUAACACAUGUAGCAUUUUGUAACAUUUUGAAUAUUUUAUAUAUUAUUCAGAAUUUUCUAUAACAGAAGCAAAAUCUGUUGAUAAAAAAAAAAAUUCUCAUUAAUUUGUUUGGAAGAUCUUUGUUAAGAAAAAGUAUACAAUUGCAGAGCAUAAAUUGGAUGAAAAAUUCUGUUUUGGGUGUAUCAUUGUUACAGUUUUACACUGUAUUUGUUCAAGAUUCAGAAGAAUAUAAAAAUGGACAGCCAUACUGUACGUAAUAAAAGUAAAGUGGG
Messenger RNA from Mercenaria mercenaria, 2929 nucleotides. RefSeq names its product general transcription and DNA repair factor IIH helicase subunit XPD-like. Gene Ontology annotation, cellular component: nucleus. The record is from RefSeq and is a predicted model, not a curated record. Gene Ontology annotation, molecular function: DNA helicase activity; ATP binding; damaged DNA binding. Bases 148 to 2538 code for a protein of 796 amino acids. The transcript has 2 exons. Gene Ontology annotation, biological process: nucleotide-excision repair; positive regulation of mitotic recombination; transcription by RNA polymerase II. NCBI's taxonomy places the organism in Eukaryota, Metazoa, Mollusca, Bivalvia, Venerida, Veneridae.